Molecule: messenger RNA, 243 nt
Organism: Leptosia nina
Lineage: Eukaryota; Metazoa; Arthropoda; Insecta; Lepidoptera; Pieridae
Source: the annotation of a GenBank genome assembly
AUGAUUAGCGGCGGCUGGGUGUGCGCACUGCACGUGCGGACCGGGGGUCUCGCUGGAGCUGCCCUCGGGUCUGAUGAGGAGGAGAUCGUGUAUCUCGCCUAUGUGCUUAUAGACGUCCAGGCUAAUCAGAUUAUCGGCGAGAGGGAAUAUGCUGUUCGACCGACGAGACGACCUUCGGAAGAGCUGCAGACUGGACAGCCAUUAGAAAAUAUAAUAUUACAGGUAACACCAUUAUAUAAAUAA